CGCCGCGCCAUGGCCUACCUUUGUUGACUUCACCUGUUAUCGUCCCUCCGAUUCAUUUCGCUUCCCCUUCAACAAGUUUAUGUACCACACUCACAAUAUCCCCUCCUUCCAGCCUUCCAGCAUCGAAUUCCAACGCAAGAUCCUCCAGCGCUCUGGCCUCGGUGACGACACCGCCCUCCCCGCCUCCCACCACGUCAUCCCCUUUCGGCCUACGAUGGCUGCCUCCCGCGCCGAGUCCGAGCUUGUCAUAUUCUCGAUGCUCGACUCUCUAUUCGAGAAAACACGGCUCCGACCCAAGGCCAUCGACAUAUUGGUUGUCAACUGCAGCCUGUUUUCGCCUACGCCGUCCCUGACGGCUAUGAUCGUUAACAAGUACAAGAUGAGGAGUGACAUUCGAAGCUACAAUUUAGGCGGGAUGGGCUGCAGCGCGGGUCUGAUAUCCAUCGACCUCGCCGCAGCGCAGCUCCAUGCGCACAAAAACUCGACGGCUCUUGUUGUUACCACGGAGAUUAUAACAGAGCACUGGUACACCGGGAACAACCGGUCGAUGCUCCUCGCCAACUGCCUCUUCCGGAUGGGCGGCGCCGCGAUUCUCCUCUCAAACAAGCGAUCAGACUCUGGCCGCGCGAAAUAUGAGCUUGUCCACGUCGUCCGGACCAACCACGCUGCCAACGACGAGGCCUACCGCUGUGUCUACCAGGAAGAGGAUGGUGAGGGCAACAUUGGAGUUUCGCUCUCGAAAAACCUGACGGCCAUCGCGGGCGCCGCCCUCAAGGAAAACAUAACCACUAUAGCUCCCCUAGUCCUCCCCCUGUCCGAACUCUUGAGAUGGGCAUUAGGGUACAUCAUGAAGAAGCGGUACAUGCCGGAUUUUCGAAAGGCCUUUGAGCAUUUCUGCAUACACGCCGGAGGGAGGGCGGUGAUCGAGGAGCUGUCGAAGAAGCUGAAACUAACGGAGGAGCAGGUGGAGCCGUCGAGGAUGACGCUGCACCGGUUUGGGAACACGUCGUCGUCGUCGCCUUGGUAUGAGCUGAGCUAUGUUGAGGCCAAAGGGAGGAUGAAGAAGGGGGAUAGAGUUUGGCAAAUUGGGCUUGGGAGCGGGUUUAAAUGCAACAGCACAGUCUGGAAGUGUAAGAGGGCUGUGAACAUGGGAGGGGAUAAUCCUUGGGCUGAUUGCAUUGAGAAGUAUCCGGUGAAAGUGCAGGAACAUUGAGGGGCAUAGCCAGGGUUAAUAAUUUAUGCAUGAUUUAAGGAUGUAUGCAAAUUAAGAUUUGAAUAAACGAGAUAUUUGUUAAA
Asparagus officinalis (garden asparagus) is the source of this 1296-nucleotide messenger RNA. Its product is annotated as 3-ketoacyl-CoA synthase 6-like. Gene Ontology annotation, biological process: fatty acid biosynthetic process. Gene Ontology annotation, molecular function: acyltransferase activity, transferring groups other than amino-acyl groups. Lineage: Eukaryota; Viridiplantae; Streptophyta; Magnoliopsida; Asparagales; Asparagaceae. The coding region runs from base 80 to 1213 and encodes 377 amino acids. The transcript has a single exon. Gene Ontology annotation, cellular component: membrane. The record is from RefSeq and is a predicted model, not a curated record.